AUGCAGGCAUCAAUAUUGAACGGCUUUUCUCGAUCACCCUGGGAGGCUGCGCAAGAGGCCCUCGUUCAAUGCCCGACAAGCAACUGUACCUGGGACCAGUUCGCUACGCUUGGUGUUUGCUACAGGUGCGAGGACCUUAGCUCCAAACUGAAGCGUGUUGGUGGCUUUGGAGAGACACUUCUCACCAUACAUGACGUGAGCUACGGUACCAAGAGUGUCAAUGCGACCGCCUUUGCUUUACCCAAUGGCCACUUCAUCACCAAUGUUGACGGGUGUCCACUUCACGACUAUCUGUGGAACCGUUGUGUGAAUGAGCAGCCGCUGGGGAUCUACUCCGACAAAAGAUAUGCUCUGACCUCUUUCGGCACUGGCAACCCGAACAAGACAAACUCUAUGAAGGAUAUCGACACAUUGAUCUGGUCAAUGAGCUUUAUCUACCCAGACGUCAAAUAUCUCAACAACGCAUCACUCGACACGACGUCAGAUGGAGAUUUAUACAAGGGGCUCUACUGGCCAAAUAUUCCCAUGAAAGCCAAAGAGUGCUCCCUUUACUACUGUAUCAAGAUGGUAGACUCUGAGGUUCAGGGAAAUCAGCUCUUUGAGAACAUCACCGAGGCAGAUGGUUGGAUCCGGGACCCCGAGUCAUGGGAACGACGCAACAACGACGAACUGACAAAGAUAAACACGCCGCCAGAUGAUGAGAUCGACAGCUUGGAGUUUAACCUCUGGUACUCGGCUGCGUAUUACUCAGAUCUUAAGCUCAGAGGCCCGGGAAACUUGUCCACGGAACCGAUGAGCGUCUCGUCGGACACGGUGAUGGCGCUGAGUCAUCACAUGCAGGACCUCUUAUUAGGAAACUGGACAAACUCCACUGAUAUCAGGAAGAGCAUACAGGAGAAACUGGGUAAAGGCGCUGUUGGGUUUAAUGGAGUCUCGCAUGGUCCCAACGGCAAGGAACUCACCGUGGAAGCUGAGCCGCCGGGAAUCGGAGGCUUAUGGACCUGGACGAGUACGAACAUCACGAGGAGAUUCGACGCCCUUGCGACGAGUAUGACAAACGAGAUGCGAAGAAACCCCAAUCCUAGGCUCGACAAUGUCGAAGGGCAAGACCAGGAUCGGUACGAAGGAAAGCUGAGUUUCGAGGGUAAUGUCGGCACGGACAAGGUGCUAUACGACAUCCAAUGGCCUUGGAUAGCCCUUCACGGGGUGAUGCUCGUCUGUGUCUUGAUCCUGUUGAUCAUCACGGCUAGAAGCGCUGGAGACCCGGACUUAACGCCGUUGGCGCGUAGUAGUACACUCGCGACUAUUCGCCAGGGACACCGAAUCGGAGGUAUUCUGGAAGAUGCAGAUACAAUGGAGCGCAUGGAGAAGGCGGCGCGGAGAUCCUAUGUCAAGAUCAGUAACGGGAAGGAAGAUGAGGGCAUGACACGUAGGAUGAUGCGCGGAGAGGCGACGCGGGCUGCUUCGGACCAGGGGGAGAGUCAGUAUUUGACGAGCAUAGAGAUGGAAAACAGGUCUCAGAAGUGA
Messenger RNA from Fusarium falciforme, 1527 nucleotides. RefSeq lists its product as hypothetical. Bases 1 to 1527 code for a protein of 508 amino acids. NCBI's taxonomy places the organism in Eukaryota, Fungi, Ascomycota, Sordariomycetes, Hypocreales, Nectriaceae. The transcript has a single exon. The record is from RefSeq and is a predicted model, not a curated record.